This is a messenger RNA of Pseudomassariella vexata, 2250 nucleotides long. Its product is annotated as dipeptidyl-peptidase V. Gene Ontology annotation, molecular function: serine-type endopeptidase activity. Bases 1 to 2157 code for a protein of 718 amino acids. The record is from RefSeq and is a predicted model, not a curated record. The transcript is spliced from 4 exons. Gene Ontology annotation, biological process: proteolysis. Lineage: Eukaryota; Fungi; Ascomycota; Sordariomycetes; Amphisphaeriales; Pseudomassariaceae.
AUGAGGCGAUUCCAAACUCAGACGUGGGCAGUCGCGGCCUUGACAGCCCUAUGUGGCGUGACGGCAAUCACGCCAGAGGGGAUGCUGGCGGCGAAUCGAUACUCGGAUGCACUGCCUAACCCAAGUGGCGACUUUGCGCUAUUCACAGCGACAAACUACUCGUUUGAAACUGGCGAGGCAUCCACCGUAUGGAACCGGCUUGAUCUUGAGUCGGGAGACAUUUCUGUCUGGUAUGCUGGGGAUGACAUCUCGGAAAUUGUGUUUGUCGGUUCCAAGCCUACCAGCCUCCUCUACAUCAAUGGCACCAAUGAGGAGGAGGAUGGCGGCAUCAGCAUCUAUUUCGCCGAUGCGGAGUCAAUUGAGGGUGCCACUUUGAUCGCAUCCUUGCCAGCGCCGUACUCCGGUCUGAAGGCUGUGCUCACGUCAGACGGGAACAUCCGGUUUUUGGUGUACUCGCUGGCGUACCCGAAUGGGACUGCGUACAAUGAAGCCCUUGCCACCGAGCCUGCGAGCUCUGCGAGGAUCUAUUCCCAGAUUUAUGUUCGGCAUUGGGAUGCUUACCGCACCGAGAGGCUGAACGCUGUCUUCGGCGGCACUCUGAAGAACAACAACGGGUCGUACUCUUUCGACGGCCAGCUUACUAACUACGUGACUGGCAUCCACAACGUCACGUACGCCGAGAGCCCACUCGACCUCAAUGGAGCCGACGACUACGACCUGUCUCCGGACGGCAGCAAAGUUGCCUUCUUGACCAAGGACGUCAACUUGCCUCUGGCUAACUUCACCAGCAGUCAGAUCUACCUGGUCGACUUCGAAGGCACUGCCUCGGAUGCCGUGCCCAUCAACCCGCGAGACCCCAAUGGCCCCUACCCCGAUGCCCAGGGCGCUUCUUCGGCCCCCAAGUUCUCCCCCUCCAGUGAACAGAUCGCCUACUUCCAGAUGAACGGCAUCUACUACGAGUCUGACCGUACCAUCUUGUACGUGGCCAGCACCGACGCCGCCGACUUCAACGUGACUCGUCUAGCCGGGGACUGGGACCGAUCGCCCGACACCGCGAAGUGGGCAUCAGACUCAUCCACUAUCUACGUUUCCGCGCCCGACCUAGGCCGCGAGCGCAUCUUCCCUAUUCCCCUUUCGGCAGAUGACUCCUACGUGCCUAAGAAUAUCACCGACGAGGGCGUUGCCGCCGGCUUUUACGUCCUGCCCAACUCCAACAUUCUCGUCUCCGACUCCAAGAUCUGGACCAGCCGCGAUAUCUACACCGUGACCCCGACGGGGGAAGUCGAUACCAUCUACUUCCAAGCCAACAAAGUCGACCCCGAACUCGCAGGCCUAAGCCCCGAGGACGUGUCUGAGUUCUACUACAAAUCUAACACGUCCGAGAUUGAGCAGCAGGCCUGGAUUGUGUAUCCGGCAGGGUUUGACGAAAGCAAGACGUACCCGCUUGCCUUCAUCACGCACGGUGGUCCCCAGGGCGCGCACUUCAACAGCUGGUCAACGAGGUGGAAUUUUAAGGUCUGGGCCGAUCAGGGUUAUGUGGUCAUCGCGCCCAAUCCGACGGCGUCGAGUGGCUGGGGGCAGAAUUUGACGGAUGCGAUUCAGGGGCAGUGGGGGUCGUAUCCGUAUUGGGAUGUGGUCCAUGCGUGGCAGUAUGUGAAUGAUACGCUGAAGUAUGUUGAUACCGCUAAGGGAAUCCAUGCGGGUGCUUCGUUUGGAGGGUACAUGUCGAAUUGGAUUCAAGGCCACGAAAUGGGCCGCUGGUUCCAAGCCAUCGUCACCCACGACGGCUCGACCUCGACGCUGAACCAGUGGGCUAGCGAGGAGCUCUGGUUCAUGGAACACGACUUCCAUGGCGUCUUCAACGAGUCCAGCCUGUCCCCGGGCUCGCCUUACUACGACUGGAACCCCAUCCUGUACGUGGACAACUGGCAAACGCCACAUUUCGUCGUCCACAACGACCUCGACUUCCGUCUUCCCGUCAGUGAGGGAAUCUUGCUCUUCAACCUGUUACAAGUGAAGGGCGUGCCAUCCAAGUUUUUGAAUUUCCCGGAUGAGAACCACUGGGUUUUGAACCGGGAGAACAGCAGGGUUUGGCAUGAGGAGAUCUUCAAGUGGAUCAAUUAUUACAGUGGCAUUAGCAAUGCUACUAACGUAUAACCCCAUCUUUCCGGCCACCCACCUUUCCGUAGUGGUGUUGAGAGAACUUAUAGGUGCUAGAGAUGGUCAGUAAACGUAUGUCAUAAUUCCGUU